Mercenaria mercenaria is the source of this 573-nucleotide messenger RNA. Its product is annotated as 5-hydroxytryptamine receptor 1A-like. Gene Ontology annotation, cellular component: membrane. Gene Ontology annotation, biological process: adenylate cyclase-activating adrenergic receptor signaling pathway. The coding region runs from base 1 to 573 and encodes 190 amino acids. The record is from RefSeq and is a predicted model, not a curated record. Gene Ontology annotation, molecular function: G protein-coupled receptor activity. The transcript has a single exon. Lineage: Eukaryota; Metazoa; Mollusca; Bivalvia; Venerida; Veneridae.
AUGAAGCAGAGACAUAAAAUGAAGCGGGAAUCGCCAAAAGUGCAACACAACAUCAAACGCAAACAGAGCAUAACGGAAACGAGCUCCGUCACAUGUGAUACCGAUGGUGGUAGAGACUGGAAUAUUUCAGAAGACCUUGAUGUAUCAAGAGGGGUGGAUAAGGAAAGUUCAUAUAGAGAUAAUAAUGAUAAAGCACAAGCGUCUCAGGAGGGAAGUCAUCGGCCUCCUGUGCUUACUCUCAAUCCGAGAGUGCUCACUGUCUGCAAUUUUUCAAAGCGAAAUGCAAAUGACAUAAUAAAGUCUGAUGUCAAACUCGUCGCGGUCAAAAGUGUCAUAGAAAGGAAUCUUACCAUUAUGAUGUUUGCGGCAUCAAUGGUUUUCAUUCUGUGUUUCGCACCUUACUUUAUGAUAAGAGUUAUCAUGAGGGUUUAUCUUGGUAUUGGGAUAGAUUUCGAAAUGAAAACAGGAAGCCAGUUUGCAUUACUAUUGCCAAUUCUAAACAGUGUCUUCAAUCCGGUCUUUUACUGUGUUUUCAAUCCCGACUUUAGGAAGUUCUUAAAAUGUGGAUUUUGA